GGAGGGGGGGAUAGUUCUGUCCUUAAUAGAAGGGAUGACUGCAGAACCCGUCCACUUCACGGAACGUCUCUGAGUCUAAACAUCAUGGAGUUAUUGGUGUCUUGGAUGGAGAUGGCUGGGGUGAAAGUUACACAAGAGCUGAAAAACAUUCAGGCCGAACAGAUGACUAAGCUGCAAGCCAAGCAUCAGGCAGAAUGUGAUCUCCUCGAAGAUAUGAGAACGUUCAGUCAGAAAAAGGCUGCAGUGGAGAGAGAGUACGCACAGACCAUUCAGAAACUAGCCAGCCAGUACCUGAAGAAGGAAUGGCCUGUAGUGAAGCCGGAGGAGCGCAGCGAGUACAGGAACAUCUAUACAGUAUGGAAAUCCUUCCUAGAAGGGACGAUUCAAGUAGCACAAUCCCGGAUCAACAUCUGUGAAAACUAUAGAAACCUAAUCUAUGAACCCGCUAGGACUGUUAAAUUGUACAAAGAGCAACAGCUGAAAAAGUGUGUGGACCAGCUGACGAAGAUCCAGACGGAACUCCAGGAGACAGUGAAGGAUUUAGCCAAGGCCAAGAAGAAGUACUAUGAGGCCGAGCAGAUGGCCCAUGGAAUGCGAGAAAAAGCCGACAUUGAUGCCAAAUCCAAACUCAGUUUGUUUCAAUCAAGGAUAAGUUUACAGAAAGCGAAUGUGAAGUUAAAAGCUCGAAGACAGGAAUGUAACGCCAAAGCCACUCAUGCCCGCAAUGAUUAUCUCCUCACCCUGGCAGCUGCCAAUGCCCAUCAGGACCGCUAUUACCAGACAGACCUGGCCAAUACCAUGAAGACCCUUGAUGGUAACGUAUACGACCACCUGAAGGACUAUCUCAUGGCGUUCAGCAGGACGGAGCUGGAGACAUGUCAGGCCGUACAGAGCACAUUCCAAUAUUUGUUGGAAAGCUCCAGCCGGGUGAUGCGGGAUUAUAACCUCCAGCUAUUCACCCAGGAGAAUCCAGUAUUUCACAAAGCUCAACCAUUUCAGUUCCAGCCAUGUGACAGUGACACGAGCCGGCAGCUGGAGUCAGAGACCGGCACCACGGAAGAACACAGUCUGAACAAAGAGGCGCGCAAGUGGGCGACACGAGUGGCACGAGAGCACAAGAACAUCAUCCAUAGUCAGCGGUUACUGGAUGACCUGGAGUGUCAGAGUACGCCGGCGUCUGAGCAGGGCCGCAUGGAGCUAGAGCAGAAGAUCGAGGAGGUGAAGGAGAGCAUUCGCAAGGCCGAGAUCACUAAGCUGAAGGCAGAAGCUCGUCUUGACCUAUUGAGACAGAUUGGGGUUUCGGUAGACACGUGGUUGAAGAGCGCCAUGAACCAGGUGAUGGAGGAGCUGGAGAACGAGCGAUGGGCCAGUCUACCCACCAUGAUCAACAACGGAUCCUCACACUUGGGGAACGCGGACAUGGACCGGGAGGACGGUGAGGAGCUGGAGGACAGCAUGGACGCUUUCGAUGACAGCAGCUCCAGUCCGUCAGGAACAUUGAGGAAUUAUCCGCUCACAUGCAAAGUCAUCUACUCCUAUCAGGCGUCUCAGCCGGACGAGCUGACCAUAGAGGAACAUGAGAUGCUCGAAGUAAUAGAAGAUGGAGAUAUGGAAGACUGGGUCAAGGCAAGGAAUAAAUCGGGGCAGGUGGGCUACGUCCCUGAAAAAUACCUCCAGUUCCCUACGUCAAACAGCCUCCUGAGUAUGCUGCAGUCCCUGGCCGCCCUAGACAACCGCUCUCACACGUCCAGCAAUUCAAAUGACGCCGAAAUGGCUUCCGGAAGCAUGAACGGUGACACAAGCGUUUGUUUUGUCAAAGCACUUUAUGAUUACGAUGGCCAAACGGAAGACGAGCUGUCGUUCCCAGAGGGCGCCAUCAUCCGAAUCCUGAACAAGGAGAAUCAGGACGACGAUGGAUUCUGGGAGGGGGAAUUCAAUGGACGCAUUGGCGUUUUUCCCUCCGUGCUGGUGGAGGAGCUGAGCGGGUCAGAGAAUGGCGAUGCCCAUUGGAUCGAAGACAUUCAGGUAUCUCCAUCCCUGAAGCCUCAGAAUUCUCUCCCACCGCUUCCACUGUAUGAUCAGCCUCCCACCAGCCCCAUAUUCAGUCCAGACAAGAGGAACUCCCUGUAUUUCCCACGGUCCCCGUCUUCUGUGACUGAAAAUAAUCUAAAUCUAGAAUCGCCAUCAACAUCACAGCCGCCUCGGAUCACCACCGAUGGAUACCAGAGCAAAUUACGGCCGGUGCGGGCAGCCCCGCCUCCCCCGACGCAAGCUCACCGGCGCCCCCCAGAAAAGCCAGAAGAUGUGGAAAUUACGUUGGUUUAACAACGGCAUCCAUGUAUCUCUGCUGCAGUCGUGGUCCAAAUGAGUCAUUUGGUCCCCAAAAACUUUUCUUGCACCUUGUGCAUAUCGAGACCCUGGAGGAUGGGAGAAAAAAAAAAGACACACAACAUAUCUGGGACAUUUUGUGCCUUUUAUUUUUUUUAUUUUUUUUUAUUUUUUAAUUGCUGUUUUAAUUAUUGUAUCCUACGCCUCCCUUAUCAGACACUAAAUGCGGUGUAAAGUGCAAUCCCAGCGAAUGUGGGAAAGGUCGCAGUGGUACGUUUAAAGCAGAAGCCUCACCCGUCAGAGAAGGAAACAUGUUAAGGGGUCUUUAGCGAUGCUUUGUAUGGUUUAUUUAUUCUUUUAUAUGCACGUAUAGAAUUAUUUUAUUUUAUUUUUUUUUUUUUUUAG
Molecule: messenger RNA, 2733 nt
Organism: Hyla sarda
Lineage: Eukaryota; Metazoa; Chordata; Amphibia; Anura; Hylidae
Gene: FCHSD2
Product: FCH and double SH3 domains 2
Biological process (GO): neuromuscular synaptic transmission; regulation of actin filament polymerization
Cellular component (GO): neuromuscular junction; recycling endosome
Molecular function (GO): protein binding
Source: RefSeq, a predicted model, not a curated record